Molecule: messenger RNA, 2214 nt
Organism: Fusarium odoratissimum NRRL 54006
Lineage: Eukaryota; Fungi; Ascomycota; Sordariomycetes; Hypocreales; Nectriaceae
Product: dynein light chain LC8-type
Exons: 4
Coding region: 609-827 (72 amino acids)
Biological process (GO): microtubule-based process; cilium assembly
Cellular component (GO): cytoplasmic dynein complex
Molecular function (GO): dynein light intermediate chain binding; dynein intermediate chain binding
Source: RefSeq, a predicted model, not a curated record
CUGAAACUGAGGCUGAUGCUGACGAGGCUACGGCUUGGCCAACGAUAACCCAAUCACGAGCAUAAACACGCGACUGUACACUUAAUCCGCUCCACAGUCACACAAGGCUUUAGCAUUUGCGCGUCUCAUCAAGUCAAUCAACGGCAAAACUCCAAACACAAUCAAUUGUAAUACUAGUCGCUAUUAUUUUUACUUUAUCGGCCGAAAACAUUAACGCCUCGUACCCUCCAUACAUCACGUAUGUACUUCCUGGAUCCUCUACGGCUAGCAUCCCGUCCCGUGUCCCUCAAGAAAGGGGGCGCACACCAAGGCGUCGUCAAGCGCCAGCCUCACGACAACAACUCAGACUAACAAGAUUUCGCAGGUCGCCUUUGUUUCCUAAACCGAACACUUUCUUCAACCUAAACUUAACACAAGAUGGCCGACGCUCACGUUCCCAAGGCAGAGUCUCCCGUCGCUCGGGAGAAGCUCGAGGCUCAGAUCAAGUCCGCCGACAUGGUGAGAUAAUCCGACAUACGUACCGAUAUUCCGGACGCGAUCGCUGACGAGAGAGUGACAAAGACGGAGGAUAUGCAACAGGAGUCUAUCGAAGUUGGUAUGGGGAGUCCAUGACAGUUUUGCGCCGGCGGCAGGAAGACGAGGCUGACGUGACGAUAGCCCAGGAAGCCAUGGCCAAGUUCACCAUUGAGAAGGACAUCGCACAGCACAUCAAGCGCACAUUCGACGAGCGAAAGGGACCAACCUGGCACUGCAUUGUUGGCCGAAAUUUCGGUAGCUUCGUUACCCACGGUUCGUCAAACCCAACCCGCCGAUUUCCGACUCCAUAGCCCCGGGCACGGCUGGCUGGCUAACACGCUACGCAGAGACCAAGCACUUUAUCUACUUUUACCUCGGCCACUGCGCAAUUCUACUAUUCAAAACGCAAUAGGCAUGGGAGAAAUGGCUCACCGGUGGGGGCCUUUGGAAGAGCUUGCUGUAGCGAGAGGGACGGGUGUGGUAGGACAAGAAGAAGGCAAAGACAAAAGCAAAAGGCAGCGAGGCAACACGAUGGCUGCUGACUGCUGUAUCGUCCACCCUACCCUGCUGGAUCUGCCUCUAUGUACGAGACGGACGGUCGUGGAGCUUGCGGCUGUACUAGGUUCAUGAUCAAUAAUGAGGGGCGCUCGCCCAGUUUUUCCAAAUCCUUCCGUUCCUGGCCCAGCCUGAUGUUGGGAAGUUUGUUGAUGGGGGUGGCUGGUCAGCCGUGACGGGCUGCCAAGGUGUGCCUGAUGCAAGGCUGUUGGUUUUUAGUUUGAGAUCGGAGAUUCUUGCAGCCUGGUGUGUCGUGUUCCUGAGACAUAACUGUCACUGUCAGACAUGUCGGUCAUCGUUCGAUUUCUUCAAGGCUGUCACUGAUGAUGCUGUUGUUGGAAUAGGCUCGAGUCAGAGAUGUCACUGGCAAUAGCAAUCGCCGAUCAUGCACGAUCUAGUUAACCGUCCGAUCAACAGCCUCGACGAUCCACCUCUAAUCAGUUCACGUGGUCUCGAAGAGGCUACCAGACUCUUACCUUACUGUAGAUGACAAGGCGCGGCCCCAGAAGGAUUUACUUACCCGAUUACCCACGGCGGGCAGUCUAAGCAGCGUAAGCGACGGCACACCCGUCAAAGGAUGGCAGAUGGGGCCUUUGGGAUCGAGACAAAGUCAAAUGCCUCGUCCGUCUUUGCCAAGUCGGUCCUGAAGUUCCGCUAGCUAUCACAACUCAUAUCAACUCUUUAAGUGACUGAAGCUAGAGACACUUUCGGAACGGAGGCGGGGCUCCAUAUAAUCGACGCCCUCUCGUUGGUAUUGGCGUUGGCGUGGGGGUGGGCGUUUAUCAAGACGACGGAUGAGGAGGGUACGCUUACAAUUACAGUUACAGGUACAGGAACAGAACAUGAACAGGACGAGUUGAUUCCCCUCUUUGGGGGGAAAGUCUAAAGAGAGGAUUUGAGGAUUUGAGGCUAGUGUGACGGGUAAGAAGUUGAUGUGUCAUAACCGUGAGAACGCCAUUGAGUAAAUGGAAGAUCUUGGCUCAUGAUGAAAAGUGAAGAGUCAGAAACUCUAAUAGCAGGGGUACAGUAUGAUGUUAUCACAGUCUAAGUGUAAGUGCAAGAUCAUCAGGCACUAUAACAAUGACCUCAGACAUGGAGAAAUUAAGUAAUUGGCUUAGAAGACUGGAAUUGAUCAACGUCUGG